Molecule: messenger RNA, 1433 nt
Organism: Thalassophryne amazonica
Lineage: Eukaryota; Metazoa; Chordata; Actinopteri; Batrachoidiformes; Batrachoididae
Gene: cpb1
Product: carboxypeptidase B1 (tissue)
Exons: 11
Coding region: 5-1291 (428 amino acids)
Biological process (GO): proteolysis
Molecular function (GO): zinc ion binding; metallocarboxypeptidase activity
Source: RefSeq, a predicted model, not a curated record
AUAAAUGGAGUCCACAAGGGUGGCCAGCCUCACUGCCAACAUGAAGAUCCUUCUCAUUUUUGGAUUGGUGGCUGUUGCCCUAGCUGACAUCACUCGCUUUGAGGGAGAGAGCGUCUUCCGCCUGAAGCCUGUGCUUGACGAGCAUGUGACCCUCAUUAAGGAAAUGGGUAAAAGCAUGGAGGUUGACUUCUGGAAACCAGGCAAUCCUGAACAGGUGACCAUUGACAUUGAUGUGGACAUCCGUGUUCCUGCAAUGUACAUUGACAGUGUGAGCACCAUUCUGCAGCAGAGUGACAUGGAGCACGAGGUUCUUAUUGAGAAUCUGCAGGCUGCCGUGGAUGCCCAAACAGGCAAUGGAGUGUCCCCCAAGGCCCACAGCUACACCAAGUACAACACCUGGAGCACAAUCCAGUCCUGGAUAACUUCAAUUUCCUCCUCCAACCCUAAUCUGAUCAGCAAGCAAGUAAUUGGAAACACCUACGAGGGACGUCCUAUGAUUCUCCUCAAGCUUGGUAAGAAGUCAAGUUCCGUCAAGCCUGCCAUCUUCAUGGACUGCGGUAUCCAUGCUAGAGAGUGGAUCUCUCCUGCUUUCUGCCAGUGGUUUGUCAAGGAGGCUCUGUCCACCUAUGGCAGUGAUGCUGCGAUGACCAACCUGCUCAACCAGAUGGACGUCUUUGUUCUUCCCGUCUUUAACAUUGAUGGUUAUGAGUACACCCACAAGAGUAACAGGAUGUGGAGGAAGACUCGCUCCAGGACGCCUGGAACCAGCUGCAUUGGGGCUGAUCCCAACAGAAACUUUGAUGCUGGCUGGUGCACUGUCGGAGCUUCCAGCAACCCCUGCAGCGAUACAUACUGCGGCUCCAAGCCUGAAUCCGAGAUUGAGGUCAAGAACGUUGCCAACUUCAUCCGUGCGAACAAGUCCAUCAUCAAGGCCUACAUCACCAUUCACUCCUACUCCCAACUGCUGCUCUUCCCGUACUCCUACACGUAUACACUGGCUGCACACCACAGCGAACUGUUGCAGGUGGCUAAAGGAGCAGUUUCAGCCCUGACUAGUCUGUAUGGCACACGCUACACCGCUGGACCUGGAGCAGCAACCAUCUACCCUGCUGCUGGAGGCUCUGAUGACUGGGCCUAUGACCUGGGAAUAAGAUAUUCCUACACCUUCGAGUUGCGUGACACUGGUCAUUACGGCUUCCUGUUGCCCGAGUCUCAGAUCAAGCCCACAUGCGAGGAGACCAUGCUGGCCGUCAAGUACAUUGCUGCCUACGUGCAGAAAAACCCUUAUUAAAGAGCGGAACUGCCAGGACCCCUGCCAACUGGGCUCCUCUCUACCAACCCCCAACCACUCCAACCUCUCAACCAUCUCCAACCCGUAUCCAUGGAUACAAACACCACCCACCAUGUUCCUCUCACUGUUCCUGACAGAAUGU